AUGAUGGAGCCCAUCGCAGUCAUCGGGCUGGCCUACCGUUUCCCUGGCGGUGCCGACUCGCCGGCCCGGCUGUGGGACGUGCUCACCAGCGGCCAGAACCUGUCCCGGGAGCCGGACCCGGACUCCCGCCUGAACUUGCGCAGGUUUCACUCCCCCGGCGACCCGGAUCGCCACGGGUCCACCGACGUCACCAGCUCCUACUUUCUAGACGAGGACCCGUCCCGCUUCGACGCGGGCUUCUUCGGCGUCAGCCCUCUCGAGGCCGAGGCCAUGGACCCCCAGCAGCGCCUGCUGCUCGAGACCGUCUACGAGGCCAGCGAGUCGGCGGGCUUGUCGCUGGCUUCGCUCAAGGGCUCGCGCUGUUCGGUUUUCGUCGGCGUCAUGACCUCGGAUUACCCCGAGAUCCAGCUCAAGGAUACCGAGGACCUGUCCAUGUACACGGCCUCUGGCGCGUCAAGGGCGAUAUUGGCGAAUCGCAUAUCCUACUUUUUCGACCUGCGAGGUUCGUCUGUCUGCCUGGAUACCGCCUGCUCGUCCUCACUCGUCGCGUUGCACCUGGCCGUCCAAGAUCUUCGCGGUGGCGGCGGCAAAGGCGGUGGCGGCGGCGGCGGCAUGUCAGAUAUUGCCGUGGUGGCCGGGUCCAAUCUCAUUUUCGGCCCCGACGUCUACAUAACCGAGUCGAAACUGCACAUGUUGUCCCCGACCGGGACCUCAAAGAUGUGGGACGAGGGCGCCGAUGGAUACGCCCGCGGCGAGGGGGUGGCCGCAUUAUUCCUCAAGCCCCUGAGCAAGGCCCUCCGGGAUGGCGAUCCGGUAGUCGGCCUGAUUCGCGGGACAGGCGUGAACUCCGACGGUCGCACACCCGGUAUCACGAUGCCGAGCGCGACGGCCCAAGCUAGGUUGAUACAGGAAACAUAUCGUGCGGCCGGGUUGGACCCGGACAAAGUGGAGGAUCGUUGCCAAUAUUUUGAGGCACACGGAACUGGGACAAAGGCCGGAGACCCAGUGGAAGCCAGGGGCAUCUUCCAAGGUUUCUUUGAGGAGGCAGACCCAAGAAGAAAAAGAGGAAGAAGGCAAGCGCGCCGACGGCAGGGGGACAACAAUGAACCAUCACCGCUCCUUGUGGGGUCCAUAAAAACUGUCAUCGGCCAUCUCGAAGGCUGCGCAGGUCUCGCUGGCGUCGUCAAGGUGCUACUGGCGAUGAAAAAGGGUGUGGUGCCGCCGAACCAGCACCUCGAGAAGCUGAACCCGGAAAUCGAGCCGCUGCGUGAUUUCCUCCGCGUUCCUACGGAGCCGGUACCCUGGCCGCAGCCGGCCCCGGGCCAGCGAAAGCGUGCCAGUGUCAACAGCUUUGGGUUCGGCGGCACCAACGCCCACGUCAUUGUCGAGUCGUACGAAGAUGACAAACCGACGCAGGGCUCAGAUGGACUAGUUGCCGAGGAGUCUCCACAAGAGCGCGGAGAAGAGCGCCUGACCGCUCCAAUCGUUCUCAGCGCAAGCAGCCGAACGUCGCUGCUCAGGCGCGUGGAGCAAAUAGCAGGUUACAUCCGAGAAAAUCCGCAGACCAGCUUGCGGGAUCUCGCCUGGACUUUGCAAACACGACGCAGCGAGCUUGGACUCCGGGUCGCGAUACCAGCCGCCACCAGGGAUGGGCUCCUUGAAGAGCUGGAUCACUUAGUCGAGGAAGCCAAGGGGUCCAAGCAACCUGCCAUCGGGACACCCGCGCGGCAGCUUGUCUCGCCAGCCGAGGGCGUGGGCAUACUAGGCAUCUUCACCGGCCAAGGGGCCCAGUGGCCGGGAAUGGGCCGCGAACUGCUGCUCCACAAUGGCGUCUUCAGGAGGGCAGUACGGCUCUGUCAGGAAGCGCUCGCCGGUCUGCCUGACGCACCACAGUGGUCGCUGGAGGAGGAACUCCUCAAGGACGGGAGGACCACCAAAAGCCGCGUAGCCGAGGCCGAGAUUGCGCAGCCAGCGACAACCGCUGUGGAGAUAGGUCUUGUCGACGUGCUGCAAUCUCAUGGGGUGCGCUUCACCGCAGUCGUCGGCCACUCCUCUGGCGAAAUAGCCGCACUCUACGCAGCCGGCAUCCUGACCAUGGGUGACGCCAUUCGGAUAGCCUACUACAGGGGCAAGUACGCGCACCUGGCUGGUAAGGGGUCAAUGCUGGCCGCCGGCUUGUCGUGGGAUGCGGCCCUCGAGCUCUGCAGGUCCGACCGGCGGUUCAAGGGCCGCGUGUGGCCGGCGGCCAAGAAUUCGCCCUCGAGCGUUACGCUCUCGGGCGACGUGGAAGCCAUCCAGGAGAUGAACCAGGAGCUCCAGCGACUCAAGGUCUUCUCGCGGCCGCUGCACACCGACAAGGCGUACCACUCGCCACACAUGCAGUCGUGUGCCGACGCGUACCUGGAAGCGAUGAAGAGAUGUCGCGUACGGCCCAAGCUGCCGUCCCGCUCGUGCGUGUGGGUGUCGAGCGUGGGCGGGACGGCUGAGAGCUACUGGGACGCGGCGCCCGAGGACCUGCAGGCUGCCCUGGCUGGUCAGUACUGGGUGGACAACAUGGUCAAGCCCGUGCUCUUUGCGGAUGCGGUGACUGCUGCUCUCACCAACGGCGGACCGUUCGAUGCCGCCAUCGAAGUUGGUCCGCAUGCGGCACUCAAAGGCCCAGUGUCGCAGACAGUUCAGCCGCUGCUGAACAAGGAGCUUCCCUACAGGGGCGCCAUGUCCCGUGGCGAGGACUGCGUUGAGGCUGUCUCUCAAGCGGUGGGCUUUCUGUGGACCAACUUCGGCUCCGCUGCCGUGCCCCGUUUCCCCGGAGCGGACAAGGAGUCUAGUGUCGGCGGCUUCAGCGACAAAACAGACAGAGACCGACAGUCCCCACCCCAAGUCCUCACCGACCUCCCAUCCUACCCUUGGGAUCACGACCGCUCAUUCUGGCGAGAGUCGCGCAUCUCGCGCAACAACCGGCUCCGCGGUCCAUCCAAGCCUGAUACGGCGCCGUCGCUCCUGGGACGCCGUUGCACAGACGACACAGACCAGGAGCCUCGGUGGCGCAACUUUCUCAGUCUCAAGGAGGUGCCCUGGCUACGAGGCCAUUCGUUCCAGGGACAGGCACUGUUCCCUGCCGCUGGCUACAUCGUCAUGGUACUCGAGGCGGCUCAAGCUCUUGCUCAGGGGUCUGGCCGCCUGGGAUCUGCUGCCACGUCGGCGUCUCUGGUCGAGAUCGAGAAUAUGAUCUUCGAGAGAACACUCAGCAUCGGCGAGUCCCGACCGGUUGAGCUGAUAACCUCGAUGACGCUCAACAACAGUAGCGGAGAUACGAAUGGUCCCAUAGCUGGGACAGUCUGCUUCCACAUAUGCUCAGACGCCAGCACUGGCGUCACCGAGAGGACUUGUUCCGGAAGCGUCAAAAUCCUUCUCAGCCAUGCCGACUCUGGGAUCGAUCAGGAGGUGCCACUGCCGCCUCGCGUUGUACCCAAGGCGGCCAAGACGCCAGUUGAUGUCGAGAAGCUGUACUCAACCAUCCGCGCAGGUGGCCUACAGUAUGACGGUCGGUUCAUGCGCAUGGACUCGAUGCACCGUGCAGCCGGUAUCUCGACAGCGACUGCAUCCUUUGACGCCGACGAGGCACGCUGGACGAAUAAGCUCCCGCCACCCUUCUUGAUAGACACGGGCUUCCAGGCACUUUUCGGUGCUCUGGCUGCGCCAACCACGGAUCGGCUGUGGACCCCAUACCUGGAUCAUGGCUUCGUGAAGCUCACGAUCGACUUGCGACAAAAGAUUGCCGCAAGAUCCUCCUCGCCUGGUGAGAAAAGCCAAGUCAAGAUGGUGACUGACGCACACAUCACGUUGGCCACGGCCACCAGGGUUGAGGGUGACCUCAGUAUCUACUUGCCCGCGUCGACGGGCAGAGGCGCCCCACUGUACACCCUUUGUCAGAUCGAGGGCAUGGCUCUUCAAGCGCUGCUCAAGCCCGACCCCUCCAACGACCGCCAUGUGUUCAGCGAGACGAUCUGGGAGCCGGAGAUCAUCGGCGGCGGCGACCUGAUGACCGCCGACUAUAGCCCGCCGCAGGAAGAUCUCGUCCUUCUAGCUGAGCGUGUGGCGUUUUAUAUGCUUCGUGUUAUCAUAGAACAGGGGGAGGCCGUCGGCCCCGAGAGCCUGAAACGCCACGAGAGGCUGUUCGUUGAGCACGCGCGUCGGCAGCUGCGGCAGGCCCGCGACGGCGAGCUCUACCCCUACGACGCUGCCUGGGCUGAGGACGACUGCGAUAUUAUCUAUGAGAUACUCGAUCGAUUCGCACCACAGCAAGUCGACUUUCGGCUGCUGCGGGCUGUGGGCGAAGAGGUCGGCGCCGUGUUCCGUGGCGAGCGGCAGAUGCUCAAAGUGCUCUUCGCUGAUGACAUGCUCGGCGAGUUUUACCGAGUCGGUCUCGGGCUCCGAAAUACGCAACGUCAGGUAGCGCGCUACAUGCGCUCGAUAACCCACCGGUUCCCAGGCGCCGACGUCCUCGAGCUUGGUGCGGGUACGGGGGCCACGACGGCUGCCAUCUCCGAGGCUGUGGGCAACGAUUGGUUCGGUUCCUACACUUUCACCGACGUGUCGGCUGGGUUCUUCCCCGAUGCUCGUGAGCGUUUCUCGGGCCCUCGCUUCCAGCACCACCUGGACAGAAUGGAUUUCCGUCGCCUUGAUAUUACACUCCCCCUUGAGGAGCAGGGGUUCGACGGGACUCGACUUUACGACGUUAUUGUCGCCGCUAAUGUGCUUCACAUCGCGCCAAACGUGGACACGGCGCUACGAAGGGUGCGGCAGCUCCUUCGCCCUGGGGGCUACCUUGUUGCUGUGGAGGCAACCUCGAAGCUCGCCCGGAUCCAAGUCAUUCUUGGUGGACUCGAGGGUUGGUGGCCGCCAGAGGAUACCAAAGAUGUGACCCCAAGGGAUGGGUGUGUUCUCCUGUCGUCAGAGGACUGGGACGCACGCCUGGUAGACACAGGCUUCUCGGGGCUUGAUGUCUUCCAUGGCGACCAGCCUGACGUGCGCCUCCACACGUGCACCUCCUUCGUCAGUCAGGCGCUGGGAGGAUCUGACGACGGCCGCAUGAGUUGCCUGCGAGAACCUUUGCGCCACGUACCCUUGCUGUCGACAACGGGCUCGCUGCUGGUGAUUGUCGGCGGCGCGACCAUUGCCACCUCGCGACUGGUGCGGAACCUCGACAGUCACCUCUCCUCGCUUGGGCCCUGCCACUUGGUGCACAUUCGGGACUUGAAGAGCCUGUCUGGCGCAUCAUCGGCCUCGCCAGUCCACUUUCCCGAUGGCGCCAGCGUUCUUUGCUUGGCACAUCUAGACCUGGCGGUAUCGCACAAGACUGGGUCCGGUGGCGUGAAUGCAACCUACCUCGGCGGAAUGCAGACGCUGCUUGCCCGGGCGGGACGCGUCCUCUUCGUUACGCAGGGGGCAUACUCGACGGACCCGAUGGGUGCUAUGCUGGUCGGGCUUCUGCGUUGUGCACGCUCGGAGCAACCUUCACUUGCGGUCCAGCUGCUGGACAUCGAGUCCGACGCCAGGCCGUUGAGCCAGGACACAGGAGUCCUUCUUGAGCACUUCCUGCGCUUCGUCUUUGCUGGCCAGCAGCAGCAGCCAGAUUCCGCUGGCGGCGACAUCCUCUGGUCAACAGAGACUGAGCUUCUCUUGCGUGGAGGCAAGCUGUUCCUGCCACGCAUUAGGCACGACGUGGAGCUCAAUGAACGCGCCAACGCUCAGCGGCGCCCGAUAUCGAAGCUGGUCUCCAAAGACACGCAAAUCGUCGAGGUGCGGGCUGCCUCGUCAGGUGAUGUCGGGGCACCCGCUAGUAUCGAAUUGACAGCAGCUCCACGACUAGCCCGGGACGUCCGCGAAGGAGAGGCAGAGGUCGAAGUAUCGCUGUCAACAUUGCGGCCAGUGGUGGGACUCGGGUCCGGCCAGCAGCCGAGAUAUCUCUGUGCAGGAACUGUCAGUGGCUAUGGCGAUGGAGGUGCGCAUCAGUCGGUGCUUGCCCUUGCCAAGACAAACGCGUCGCGGUUGCGCUUGUCCAAUCAGGCGCUGGUCGAUGCUGGCACAGGGGACACAACUCCUGAGGCUCUUGCCCUGGUUGCGGUCACAUUGGUCGCACAAGCCUGGGUGGCAUCUGUGGCACCAGGCCAGACCGUCUGGGUGCAUGGCGACUGCGAAUUUGGGGUCGAACCCGACGUUCUGAUAGACCUUCUCCAGCGUGAGGCCAGCAAAAGGAGUGUGCAGAUUGUCUGGACUGCACCCCUGGGGUCGGGCUCAAACCCCAAAUCCUCCAACAUCAACUCUCCCUCAAGUCCCAUUCGCCUGCACACCCAAGCCCCAGUUCGAGUUAUCAGAGACGCCCUCCCGAAAAAGGUCGCGGCACUUAUUGUCACACAGAGCGAACAUGGUAGCGAUUUCGCAAAGCGAAUGCAAGCCGCGCUGGGCCUCCGAGACGAGCUGUGCGGCGGCCUCUGGGCGCCUCCGGGCUCCUGGUGCGACGACAAGGAGGCGGCUCUUCGCCUGACCAACUCCCUGCAUGCAUCGAGGGCAGCAGUGGAGCAGGGAGCCGUGCACUUCACGACGAUCACGUCAACACUCGAAGAGCUUGCUUCUACCUCUGGUGGCAAUGUCGAGUCCGCUUGCAAAGCGCAGAUCCUGGACUGGACAUCAUCGGCGCCCAUCACCGCCAACAUCCAACCCAUCGAUGCAACGGAGCUCUUCCGCCCGGACAGGACCUAUCUGAUGAUCGGCCUGACCGGAGAUCUAGGCCUGUCCAUAUGCGCGUGGAUGAUCCGCCAGGGCGUCCGGCACCUGCUUCUCUCCAGCCGAACCCCCAACAUCGACGAGGACUGGCUGGCCGGCAUGACCAGGCUCGGAGCCAAGGUCGUCGUAAAGCCUAUGGAUGUGGGCUCCUGGGAGAGCGUGCGCCACACCUUGGACGACGCGUUGGCCUGUAUGCCGCCAGUGGCUGGCGUCUGCAACGGAGCUAUGGUGCUCUCGGACGACCUCUUUUCCCGCAUGAACGUAGCUACCGCUGUGGCCGCCAUGCAGCCCAAGGUCGACGGCUCCUUGAACCUCGACCGAUACUUCUCAACACCGGCUAUGCAGCAACUCGACUUCUUUAUGCUGUUUUCGUCGGUGGGAAGCAUCAUAGGCUUGCCCGGCCAGUCCAACUACCACAUGGCGAACCUCUUCAUGGCCACUCUGGCGGCAGACAGGCAGCGCAGGGGCCUUGUCGGGUCCGUCAUCGACGUCGGUGUUAUGUUAGAUAUCGGCUACAUCACGCGCCAGAGCAAGUUCGUCCAGCGCAACAUGCAGUCCAUGAACGUCCUGGGCACCUGGGAGGAGGAGGUCCACCAGCUCUUUGCUGAGGGCGUGUUCGCCGGCAUCCCCGGCAACACUCGCUCCUCCCCUGAGAUCAUCAUGGGUCUGAAGGUCAGCGAUAACCCAGCCGACCGCCCCUUCUGGGCCGCCGACCCUCGUCUGGCCUAUUUUGUCAAGGAUCGCACCAAGACCUUUGGUGAAACCGCCUCGGUCGACGGCCCCUCGUCGUCUCCAUCUGCCUUGGAGGAUUUGCGUACAACUCUCGCGUCCGAGGCCCCACUGGACGAAACGAGACUGUCCAGCCUCGUCAGAGCAGCCCUUUGCGCAAAACUGGAAAAGCUCUUGCAGUCAUCCGCAGGCUCCUUGGACAUGGGCAAUGCGUUGGUCGGCAUGGGUGUGGAUUCGCUACUCGCCAUGGAGGUACGCUCGUGGAUCCUCAAGACUAUUGGUGCGGAGGUACCCGUCCUUCAGAUCCUAGGAGGCAUCACUGGCGAUGAGAUCUGCCAGAAUGUGGUGGAUUCAGUGCUAUCCAAGCGCCCAGGCUCGUCUACAGUCGCCUCGGAACACACGCGUCACCCAACUCCUACGCCACCUACUCGUGCUGCUACAGACACGCCCUCUCUUGCUAGCGAGGAUCAUACUCCGAGCAGCCAGGAUUCCAGGUCACUCAUGUCGUCCCCAGGAGGUCCGAAUUUACCCGUGGGCCAAAGCGCAGAUCUGACACCUCUGACUCUCGAAUCUUCUCCCUUGGGCGACGAUAGUGUCGACGCAGACACAGUCCACAAGAGGCUCGACUCUCUAACUGUCCCCGAGCUUCAGCGCCGAUGUCCCAUGUCUCUUGCUCAGGAGCGGAUAUGGUUUCUGCAUGAAUAUCUCGAAGACCCCACGUCCUUCAACGAAACUGCUUGGUACGACGUCGAGGGACCACUAGACAUCGAUAGGCUGAAGAGUGCCUUUAACCAGUUGACUGCGCGGCACGAAAUACUUCGGACGCGCCUAUCUAAUGACCCUAUCACUGGACUUCCGGUGCAGACUGUCUGGUCGUCGUCGGCGUGCAAAUUUCAUCAUGUCGACGCAAGGCAGGGGCGCCCUGGUUCCGACCAUGAGGAGCAAGUGGUCGUUGAAUUUGAGGCUCUCAAGUCCCACACCUGGAAUCUCGAAGCUGGCGAGUGCUUUGGUCUGACUGUGGUGCGUCGUUCAUCCCGCAAACACACCAUCAUAGCAGCCGCACAUCACAUCGCCGUCGAUGGUCUGACGUGGGUGUUGCUCCUACGAGACCUGACCCACGCCUACAACCAGCCGGGCUCCCUAGCCCGCAUGCCUCCUCCACGCCCCUAUACCGACUUUGCUAUGCGUCAGCGCGGCCUGGUUCCCAGCGGCGCCUUGGCUCCAGAGCUACAAUUCUGGAAGCUCGAGCUGAAAGGUCUUCCCGAAGAUCCGCUACCGCUCUUUCCGGGCUUGGCUCGAGUGCCCAGACGUGAGGCGACCAACGUCCUCCGCAGCCUUCCCGUCCAACGCAGGCUCGACCGAGACGCCGUGCUGACGAUCAAGCGCGCAAGCAGUGCCCUUGCCGUAACUCCUUUUCACUUCCACCUUGCGGCACUCCGGGUCCUGGUUGGCCAUCUCUCGGGGGCUUCCGACCUCUGCAUUGGCACAUGCGAGUCCGGCACGCUCGGUGACGAUGCCUUCGCUGAAACAGUCGGUUUCUUCCUCAACAUGGUUCCCAUCCGACUCGCCUCGGGGGCGGACGACCAAGGCGAGACGUUUGGGUCUCUUUGCAAGCGCGCGUCUGCGCGAGCGAUCGCGGCAAUGACCCACUCACGAGCGCCGCUGGACGCUUUGCUCGAGGAGCUCCGCGUCGCCCGCUCGGCAUGCUGUAGUCCGCUUUUCCAGGUUAUUAUCAACUACCGUCUCGGGGCGCUAGCCUACCCACCCCUAGGGUCGUCGCAGCUCGACUAUGUCAAGUCACAUCAUUCUGCGAACCCUUACGACCUAGCCUUGACUGUCAUGGAUAUGCCGAACGGAGCCUGUCAGGUCGAGUUGGCGGCUCAGGAGGCACUUUACAGCAGCGACGCGGCUAGCCGUAUCCUCGACAUGUACUGCCGCCUGGUGGAUGAUGCGUCGCGGCGACCCGACAUUUCCACAUUAGAACUGGCGAUGGACUUCUGUGGCGUUCCACGUGCCAAAUCUGGCGCUGUCGGGGCUGUCAAAAACGACUUUAGCAAGAGGCCAAGGACCCCAGCAAAGCCCGCCGGCAAUGAAUGGGCCGAGAGCAUUAGUGGUCAAGUACAGGCAAUUGCCAGACUCUACCCCAACGACGUCGCCGUCAAGGAUGGCUGGGGGACAAUGACCUACUCAGACCUCAUACGAAAGUCCAGCACCAUCGCCUCCACUUUGGAGGAGCUCGGAAGGAAUGAUACUGGAGUUAGGCAUUGCUGCCUGCUGUUCCAGCCCUCAGCUGACUACAUCACGUCCCUGCUUGGCGUGCUUGACUGCUCGGCAGUCGCAGUUCCCCUGGAUACCAGACUACCCAAGGAAAGACUUCUCGCAAUGGUCAAGGACUGUCGGGCGGCCACCAUCAUCCAUCAUAGAGACACCGCCGACGUCGCAAGUUGGCUGAGCUCGAGUUUCGACAAUGUACCAAGAAUCGACGUCUCGCGCCUGCGAUUAUCGGAAUCCACGUCAACCACCUCCUUGAGACAGCCGGAAAUGACCGCCCCCAUGAUCAUGGUGUAUACAAGCGGCACGACUGGGACGCCAAAAGGCGCCGUUCUAACUCAGGCCAAUUACUGGUCCAUCAUCGAAGCCAUUGCCAGGCGGAUGAAAAUGUACGGGACCGACGCCGGAAACACGGAUAGCGGCGGUUACCGGCACACAAUUCUGCAGCAAACAUCUUUUGGUUUCGACCUAGCCAUGAUACCCAUAGUUGUCGGUCUCUGCACAGGUGCCCGGCUAGUUGUGGCCACGGCUGAACAGCGGCGCGACCCCGCCGCUCUCACGUCUCUGGCUUUGCAAGAGAGAGUGACGAUGCUCGCCGCCACCCCCACCGAGUUCGAGAUGUGGUUCCGCCACGGAUGGGAGGACCUGGUCCGCUGCAAUACGCUCCGCACCGCUUGCGUUGCUGGCGAGGCGUUCCCGCGCCGACUGGCUGCCGAGUUCCACCGACUGGAAGAAGCCAGGGGCGGGAAAAGACUUGCGUUGUUCAAUGUGUACGGGCCGACAGAGACAACGAUAGCCAGCAACAUCGGUCUGGUCGACUACUGGAACGUGCCCGAGGUUGGCCAAAAGGACAAGGCCCCCAGCGUGGGCGCCGACCACAUCAGCGUGGGCCCUCCACUCCAGGGCGUCGAGGUCUACAUUCUUGACGAGGAUGGCCAUCAGCUCCCGCCCGGCUCUGUCGGGGAGGUCUUCAUCGGCGGCGCUGGUGUUGGCUUGGGCUACCUGGGCCGCCCUGACCUUACCAAAGCCGCAUUUGUGUCGGACAUGUUCAUAUCUGGCGAGGGUAAGAAGACGCCCAUGAUGUACCGCACGGGCGACUCUGGUGUUGUGCGGCCAGACGGAUCGCUCGUCGUCCUGGGUCGCAUCGACGGCGGGUCCCAGGUCAAGAUCCGCGGCAUCCGCAUCGAGCUCGAAGACAUAUCCUCCACCAUCUUGAGGGCCGCGCGAGGGAGGAUCUCGCACGCCGUCGCAACCGUGCGCGGAGAGGAAAAAGCCAUUGUCGCAUUUGCCGUUCCCUCCGGGUCUGCUAAUCACGGCGGAGAGGUGGACGGCGCGUAUCUCGAGUCGCUUGCAGGUUCCCUACCUCUGCCCGAGUACAUGCGUCCUGCCGCCAUUCUGCAGAUCGACAAACUUCCGACGAAUCAGAAUGGCAAGCUGGACAGAGAGGCCCUGGCCCGGAUGCCAUUGCCGACACACAAGAACCAAGCUAUUCACAAGCCUCCAGUCACAAACUCUAUGGUACACGUCGACCCCCGAAAACAACCCCAAGCAGCGUCUUCUCUCUCUUCCUUGGAGCUGGAAAUCCUCGACGCAUGGCAGCAGGUUCUGCCAGACGCGUUCCGACGAUCCUCCGGGGAGGCCGGCCCAGAGUCGGACUUCUUCCGCAUGGGUGGAAACUCUAUGAGCCUCGUCUCCCUCCGCAACACCAUCAGACAGCGCUGGCGAGCAGAAGUGCCACUCGUGCGCCUGUACGAGGGCAGCACUCUUCGGGAUAUGGCUACUAUUCUCCACGACGUCAAGGAAUCGAGUGACGGCGACGGCGUGGACUGGGAGUCGGAAACUCGGUUCGACCCGACCGCGCACCAAGAGGUUCUCACAAGGACCGCUGCGAUGAACGGGCCCACGACAGGACUUAUCAACGAGCGCUCUAGAUGCAGCAAUGGCAAGACAAUCCUGAUCACAGGAGCCACCAUGCAACUGGGGGCGGAGCUGCUGAAGACUCUCCUGGCCCGCGACGAUGUGGCCACGGUGCACUGCGUCGCAGUCCCGCCAGAGGAGGCUCUACAACUCACCAAGGUCGACGACACUCGCCGCACUAUACAAGCGGCGAUGAAGAGCAGGAGACUCUUCAUACACGAGGGCUACCUUGACUCCGCCCAUCUCGGCUUGUCGGACGAGGAGAUACAGGUGCUGUUGAGGGAUGUCGACGCGAUUGUGCACGCCGGCGCACAGGGGUCCUGCCUGAACAACUACAACUCGAUCCGGGACCAAAAUGUAGGGUCUACAAAGUUCCUCGCAGCGCUCGGACUGGCGUGCCAAAAGGCGCCCAGCUUUCAUCUCCUGUCAAGCGCGAGGGUCAUUCUCUUCAGCGGCAAGGACGAGUACCCGGAGGAGUCGGUGUCGCAGUUUUACCCACCCAGAGGCGCCAGCAUUUGCGGCGGCGGCGGCGGCGGCGGCGGCGGCAGCAAGUCGAGGGAGGGGUUCACGGCGACCAAGUGGGCGAGCGAACGGUUCCUGGAGAACUGCGCCGCGGCGACGACGCAUCGCGAGGGGCGACGAUGCAUGGCCGCGGUCACGAUACACAGGACCGGAUAUCUGAUGUCGGACGCGGCCAGCGAGAUGGACGCGGUUAACAUGAUUCAUCGGUUCGCCGACAGGGUGGGGGCCGUGCCGGCCAUGGAUCGGUUCUCUGGGUUUUUGGACAUGUGCGAGGUCGAGUGGGCCGCGGCGAGGAUGGCGGAUUCCAUCGUCUCUCCAACUGCUGCUCUUUCAAGUGGGGCCGUCGCUGUCAGGUACACGCACCACACAAAGGGCGACGCGUUCCCGGUUGGGGGGUUUCACGCGCAUCUGGAGCGCAAGCUGGGUAGGUCGCUCGAUAGCCUAAGCAUGGAGGAGUGGGCGGAGCGGGCGGAGCGGGCCGGCAUGAGCCCGUUCCUGGCGAGCUUCCUGCGCGCCGUGUGCGAGAGCAGGGAUGAGGCGCGGUACCCGAAGCUGCUGCUGGGUAGUGGCGAGGGCAAGGCGGCUGGAAGAUGAUUAGGUAUGCUUGAAGGGCAAGGUGUGGAUGGGAGGAUGAAAGCUUGGAAAUAUGUAUGGGAGGAACCUGGUUAUAGACUAGAAGCUAGAGGGAUCAACGGACGCGCGUGCAUUUUCAAAGUCUUGGAAUGG
Gaeumannomyces tritici R3-111a-1 is the source of this 12951-nucleotide messenger RNA. RefSeq lists its product as hypothetical. Gene Ontology annotation, molecular function: phosphopantetheine binding; 3-oxoacyl-[acyl-carrier-protein] synthase activity; fatty acid synthase activity. Gene Ontology annotation, biological process: secondary metabolite biosynthetic process; fatty acid biosynthetic process. NCBI's taxonomy places the organism in Eukaryota, Fungi, Ascomycota, Sordariomycetes, Magnaporthales, Magnaporthaceae. The record is from RefSeq and is a predicted model, not a curated record. Bases 1 to 12819 code for a protein of 4272 amino acids. The transcript is spliced from 2 exons.